Alligator mississippiensis (American alligator) is the source of this 8295-nucleotide messenger RNA. RefSeq names its product kelch-like protein 31. Bases 2173 to 4212 code for a protein of 679 amino acids. Gene Ontology annotation, molecular function: protein binding. The record is from RefSeq and is a predicted model, not a curated record. Gene Ontology annotation, cellular component: cytoplasm; nucleus. The transcript is spliced from 3 exons. Gene Ontology annotation, biological process: negative regulation of protein phosphorylation. Lineage: Eukaryota; Metazoa; Chordata; Crocodylia; Alligatoridae.
AUCUUGGCUCCUGGCAGGAAACGGAAACCCCUCCUCCUCCUCCCCCGGGUGGUCAACAACAACGGAGCGCCAUCUUGGGUGCUGGCAAGCGACGAAGGCUGGAAGGACCCUUUCGCCAUCUUGGGUGCUGGCAAGAAGCUGCUGGGAUUGGAGGCAGUUGCCAUCUUGAGUGCUGGCAAGAGGGUCCAGUCAGAGCCAGUGCCCUCUUUUGAGGCCCCUUCAGUGUCUUCCUCCAAGGCCAGUGAAGACAGGUCCCAGGCCUUAAAGACACUGGAGUACCAGGGUGCAUGCCGCAGCCCUGUGCCCUCACACCCUGCCCAAUAUGCCCGGCGGCCGUGCACCAAGGUGCACACGUCUUCCCCUCCACGCCCCACACCACGGGGGAGCCUGCGCAUGUUGGAUCUGGGGCUGACACACUCAGCCAAACGCAGCAAAUACAGCACACGGAUGCACCUGGACGCUGGGCACGGAAAUCCACGUGCCCACCAACAGAGAACGUGGCUUUUGGGCCCCGAUCCCGCAAUGCCACGUACCAGCCGAGCACGCCCGCUGGCGUCACAUGGCAGCCCACGAGGCCCGACGCAGAGGGCGGGGAGGAGAGUGCUUCAGGCUGGCAGGCAUCGCUGCUCUGGGCCUCCGGUGCCAUUCCUAGACAAAGCUGUAACAGGUGAUGAAACAGGACAGGAACAAUGCAAUUAUUGCAAAAUCACGGAUGACAAGCACAGGCGGUUCAGACUGAAGGUUAUGGUGAAACACCAUCGAACCACGCGAAGGUAAGAAAUGCGGUGUAAGACGCCCAAACAGCUUCACGGUGGCUCAGCACAAUGACGAUGACAGAGGAGGGUGAGUAUAGGACCUCGAAACUGGUGAGUUCAUAGCCAGGACCUUGAAACUCUUCUCUCAUAGCCGGGGUGUUCCCAAAUGUCAUUCAUCUGAUCGAUAGAUACCUUCCUCUAGGUCUUUUAAUAGCUGGGGUACCAGAUGAAACUGAAUUUCACAAUCGUGUCAGAUAUUUUUCCUGCAUUUGUUCCCCUCUGGGUGUGAAUCCUCAUGAGCAGUGUAACUUAAUUACAAAUGAAUUUAUGUGGUUCUUGUAGCACGGUGAGGAAUGGGGUGAGAAAAAUAAAUUGUAGGUAAUUAGAAUUAAAAUAUCCCUGAGUGUGAAUAGUCCCAACAAUAUUUGCUGCCAUUGAAGGGCUGAUCGUUGGAAAAAAGGACACUCUGGGCUCGUUCUCUGCCAAUGCGUCUACCCAAGUCAUUCAUCUAAGAGGGUGAAAAAUCACCACCGUGCAUCUGGCCAGCACAAUAGCUAAGGAGCACUUGAACUCCCUAACCAGGCUCCCGUAUGUUGUAAGCGCUGCCUGGAUUUCGUAGCGGAGCCCAGCACUGGGGUGGAACUCAACCCACGGGACUUUCCCAGCAUCAAGUGAGGAAUAUAUUCUCUCAUCUGGAUCUGAGAAAAGCGCAUGCACACUUUCCAGGGAGCCCCCGUUUGACUUGGGACUCUCGUUUCUCUUUGUGCCUUUUCCCUGUUUGCUCUGAACGCGUCACCUGCUGGAACGUGCCCAGGGGAAAGGCGUGCGCAAAGUGGGGAUUUCACUCAAACAGCUGCCAGAGGGUAAUUUCACUCCGACUGCGAGCUCCUAGCGGUGCAGAGCACCUCUGUUGUGUCGGGUGCAGUGCCCGUGGCACCGGGGCUCUGCUCCCUGCCUGGGUCUGCUGUGCGUGUUAUUAAGAACAGCGAUGCUGAGUGCCAGCGGGCACCCGGCAGGUUCAGCCGCACCGCGUAGACUAGGACGGAGUGGCUGAUUGAUUUUUCUUCACCCUUUUCCUAAUGAUCGGGCUAUCCCGUUCUCCCUCCCAACCUGUCCUCAAACAACCUCUCUCCUGUAUCAGGUGCCUUUGGCUGCCUCACCAUUCACUUGUCCUCGUGGUUGGUGGCAGAUUAGAGAACAGGCUGCUGUUUAUUGCUACCUCGAGCUACUGGCAGACGCGGGUACCGAUGCAUUUGGCCGGUACAGAGCUCCCCCUCUCCCUUAGCCUAUCCCUUUCCAGGUCUCUCCGGUCUCUGCUGAGGACAGCUGUCCCUGCGUCACCACCAGAAGGUUGAUGUAAAUGUUGCUGUGAUAAGAGCAGUCAGCUGGCCUGCCCUGGCAAGGGGGAGGAUGUUGCAUGUGGAAGGUUGAGGGUCUUGCAGUCUGUUCACCCGCAGAGCACACAGGCUCUGUCCUAGCCACAGCCCCCGCUGGACUGACCAGUCUUAACAUCAAGACCACCACUCCCGUCAAGAUGGCACCCAAGAAGAAAAACCCCAAGAAGACCAAAACAGAGAAAGGGGAGGCGCCCAUUGCCCCCGUGGUGGUGGAGGACACGUCACUGGAUAUCGACCACCUCAACCACCUCAACGAUCUGUAUGAAAAUGGCUCCAAUGGCUUCCGCUGCACCGCCACAGAGGUCACAAACCCAAGCCAUGGUGCCAGCCUGCUGGAGGAGAUGACUCAAAUGCGCCAGGAGCGGUUCCUCUGUGACCUCACGAUCGUCACCAAAACUAAGUCCUUUGAUGUUCAUAAACUGGUCAUGGUGUCCUGCAGCGAGUACUUCCGCAGCUUGCUGAAGAGAGAUCCCAGCCUGCAGCGGGUGGAACUCAACAACGUCUCCCCUCUGGGCUUGACCACCAUCCUCACGUAUGCCUACACCGGGAAGCUGAGCCUGUCCCUCUACACCAUCGGCAGCACCAUCUCCACUGCCAGCCACCUGCAGAUGCAUGCUCUGCUCAGCAUGUGCAGUGACUUCCUCAUCCAGGAGAUGAAUGUGGAGAACUGCAUGUACAUUGCCAACAUCUCAGCCACAUACAACCUCAACCAGGCGAAGGACGCCACCCAGAAAUUUAUCCGGGAGAACUUCCUGGAGUUCUCAGAGACCGAUCAAUUCAUAAAACUCACCUUUGAUCAGCUCAAUGAGCUGCUGAUGGAUGAUGGGCUACAUAUCCCGAGUGAGGUCAUCGCCUUCCAGAUUGCUAUGAAAUGGCUUGAGUAUGACUCCAAACGAGUCCAGUAUGCUGCCGACCUCCUGGGCAACAUACGAUUUGGCACCAUAUCAGCUCCUGAUUUGGUCAACUGUGUCCAGCCUGUGCCACGUAUGAUGCAAGAUCCUGAGUGCCACAAGCUGCUGGUGGAUGCUAUGAAUUAUCAUUUGCUCCCUUAUCAGCAAAAUACCCUUCAGUCCAGAAGAACCAGGAUCCGUGGAGGCCAGAGAGUGUUGGUCACUGUUGGAGGCCGCCCGGCCUUGACUGAGAAAGCUCUUAGCAGAGAUAUUAGCUACAGGGACGCGGAAGGGAACUGGAACAAGCUGGCUGAGAUGCCAGCCAAAAGUUUCAACCAGUGCGUGGUGGUGAUGGACGGGUUCCUCUACGUGGCAGGAGGGGAAGACCAAAAUGAUGCUAGGAAUCAGGCCAAACAUGCUGUCAGCAGUCUAUGCAGGUACGAUCCCCGCUUCAACACUUGGCUGCACCUGGCGAGCAUGAUGCAAAAGAGGACACACUUCAGCCUCAGUGCCUACAACGGGCUCCUCUAUGCCAUCGGCGGGCGCAACACAGAUGGUGUCCUGGCCUCCAUUGAAUGCUACGUGCCUUCCACCAACAGCUGGCACGGCCAGGCCGGCAUGGAGCUGCCUCGCUGCUGCCAUGCCAGCACGGUCAUCGACAACAAGAUCCUUGUUACUGGCGGCUAUAUCCACCAUGCCUAUUCCCGCAAUGUGUGCAGCUAUGAGCCCAGCACUGAUGCCUGGAGAGACCAGGCUGGGCUAGGCACACCCAGGGGCUGGCACUGUGCCGCCACACUGGCUGACCAUGCCUAUGUGCUGGGGGGCAGCCAGCUGGGCACCCGUGGGGAGCGUGUGGAUGUGAUCCCAGUGGAGUGCUACAGCCCCCACACAGGCCAGUGGAGCUACGUGGCACCAGUGCCCAUUGGGGUCAGCACAGCGGGGGUGACUAUCCUUGAUGGGCGCAUCUGCCUCGUGGGAGGCUGGAAUGAGAGCGAGAAGAAGUACCAGAAGUGCGUGCAAUGCUACGACCCAGACCGAGAUGAGUGGGCCGAUGACGAGGACCUCCCCGAGGCCACCGUGGGUGUGUCCUGCUGCACCAUCACCCUCCCAUCCCUUCGGAGCAAGGGGUCCCGAGCCAGCUCUGUGGCCUCAGCAGCAGUCAGCAUCUAAUAGGGCAGCUGGGGGGCUGGCACUUCCUGCCUGCAGCCCAGGACAGAGACUAGAGCUCAAGCCUUGCCUCAGAUUGUAGGGCAGCUGCGAUCAGGGAGCACGAGGACAAGAACCAUCACGUGGGGGAUGGUGCAUCGAGGGCACAGGGUGGGGAUAGACACAGGGUCCCAGGAACUGGGAAUGCCUGAAUUCUCAUCCCAACUGACAAAUUAACCCCUUCUGUGGCCUUUGGCAGGUCAUUGAACCCUCAGGAAAAUGGGGAUGACCCUUGCCCGUCUCUUCAAGGGCAUUUGCCAAGAGCACUGAAGGAAAUCUCCCCAUGAUCAUCCUCGCAGCUCUGCUCUGCACUCAGUCCCACCCCCAGCUGCAAAGCUCUCCCAUCCCUGCUCCAGCUAACAGGUGCUGGAUCCAAGUGAGGAUGUGUGGCCCAGGGGCUGGGACCUCAUCUUGCUGCAGGCCCCCUUCCAGGGGAAACCCCCUUGAUGUGUGACCCUCAUUUCAUCCAGCCAUACAUAGGCCUGCAGAGCUGGAAUGACCCCCCAGGUCCAUGAUCUGUGAUAAAGGCACUGGUUGGGCAACUGGUUAAACAGUCACUCUCUCAGGCUAAGCCAUGCUUCCUUUCAGCAACAUGGGGCAGCUCCAGCCCAACUCCAGAGCCCAGUCACAAACCAGCCCACGGCCCAACAAGCAAACCAAACCCCUGGCAAGGCAGCACACGGUGCCACAACGGAGUCACCAAGCACAGGCCAGGGCUACCUAACUCUUUCCAUCCCAAGUCCAAUUUUUGUCUCUCAUCCAACCUGCAGGAGCUGGCAAGGUCUGGGAGCAGGUCAGCAAAACUAACACAAGCACAUUCAGAUCCUGCUGCCAGGAUCACAUAGAUAAAUAUCAGAGCACGGCUCCAGCCGGGCCUGGCAGAGCUUUGACGUUUGCUGGAGCAUCAGGUUUCCCUGGAACAUGUGCUAGUGAUUUGCAGCCAGGCAGGUGCUCAGGUUAGAAUAGGUUUCCCCCAGUCCAGUUGUGUUUAAACCAGAUUUGUUCCAAUGCUGCUUCUGAAUGACCCACCAUCCUUUGAGCACAGCCUUUCAUUCCCACUUGCCAGAGCUUGGAGACCUCAAGCAAUGGCUCCUCUCUGCUUUGGAUUCCUCCAGUCAUGCUGCAGGAAGGCAAUACAGCCCAGCUGCCAGUCAGGGAAAAUAGCUCCCACUACAAGCAGACACUGACUUACUAUGUGACCUUAGCACAGCACUUCACUCUCCUCUUGUGCUGUUUCCCCUGCUGCAGGAGACUAAGAAAAGCAUUUUCCUUCCCAUAAAGUGCACUGAGCUCCAGCAGGUGGUAUAGUAACAAAGCUACCUUCUUCAGCCUCGCUCAGGGUCAGGCUGCCACAAAGGGAGAGGCCUGGAUGGCCUACAGCAGUGCACAACAGCCUGGUAUACAGCUAAGAGGACAAGAAGGGUUCUUCCUGCUUUGGACCCAUUAUUUCACUAGGGGUCUUUAGGUUUGCAGGGGUCCAGAGUUCAGGGGGAAAAAUACCACUCACACACACAUCUAAGCUUGGAGUUAUUCUGAAGUUUCUUCAAAUAUCAAUCAAGGCAAGUUUUGAGCUCUAGGAGAGUAUGUUUUGGGCUGCCAGUAUCCCAGGCUGUGCAUCACAUUGUGUUUGAAUUCCUGCUGCUUAGCUUGAAACCACAGAUCACCAAGCAGGGCAUGAGUCAUUGAAACAAGCAGGAAAGAUUUUUAUUUUUAUUAUUUAAUUUCCAGGGGGUUUGCACUUGAUACUGGUUCUGGAGCUGGGUUUAAAAAAAAUAGAAAUAAAUUGGAGUAAAUUCAGUCAGAGAUAGGAAAAGCAAUGUGUUUGUAAAACUGACAGUAGAUACCUGGUCACAUUUGCUACAAGGAAGACACUGGAGAGGUUUCCUCAGACAUCUCUAAACCAAAAAGGACAGGUGUCAGGGAAGGCAAUGAAGAGGGGAUGAAUCAUUCGAUAACCCCUGUUCCACGCUCUUCCUCUUAAAGCCUGCACUCCUACCACUGUCGGUGAGAAGAUACCAGCUUAGAUGGACUGUUGGUCUGACCCAGUUUGGUAUUUCUUAUGUUCUUAGAGCUAGAAUAGCCACUUCUCCCUUAUUACUUGAAGCUAGACAAAUGCAUAAUAAAAAUAAGACACAUUCUUUAAGAGCUAAGAUCAUUAACAGCUGGAAGAAGAGUUGCAAUGGAUUCACCAUUGUUGGUGAUUUUUCAAUCAAGAUUGUCAGUUUUCCUUUAAGAUCUGCUGUAGCUUAAACAAGUUUUAAUCCAGGGAAGGCCUCUGGUCAGUGUUAUACUGCAGUUAAGGCAAGAGGCCCAUAGCGAUUCCUCCUGGCUUUCUCUGGGAACCUGUGAAAGGGAAUUGCUACAGCCCUAAGCAAUUAAAACAGUAAAGAAAGAGCUGUAUUUAUAAGGAUGAAAAUAAAAACACUCUUUUGCUGCACUGGGAAUGAAUAGCCAUGAUAAUUUGAACCAGGAAGUCCAGUUCCAGACCUUCAUACAGGAUAGCUACAGCCUCACGCUCACUGCUUGUAUUUAGCCUCAGUCACUGAUCCCAUUGCCAACUUGAAAGCAGAGGGUGUCCAAUGGGGGGAGUUCAAGAGCUGCAGGGGAAGAAAAGGCCACAUGAACAUUUGUAGCAUGGGCUAAGAUUGCCUGUGCAUUACGAAGACGUGCUGUGGGACCCACCUGAAAGGAGGCACAUGUAUGUAAUCCAUCCAUAACAAGCCCUGGUGGCUCAGGCACAGUUUUGUUCUAGUCAGCUUGAGUUCUGUGAUAACCUAGUAACCCAUGAAGACAAGCUGACUGCCUACCACAAGCAGAGAAGCUGAAGGUCUCCUGCUUGUAUUCUGCAGGAAGCACUAAGAAUCCAGAGCAGAGAACCACAGAGCAAUGUGAAGAGCAGCAAGCUGGAACAUCCCACUGUGUACCAUUGCAUGGCAGGUCUCAAGUGGAACUUGGAGCCAGCAGUUAAGGCGUGACAUGCAGCACUGCAACUGCCGCUCCUUUCCUGGUCUCCAUCCUCGGACCUGGCCUGUUACUGAACUCUGUCACAUGGCAGAAAUUAGGAGCUUUCAAUUCCAGAUGUUACUGUUACAGAGACACUGGAAAGUGGUUCCAAGUUAACUACCCCAACAUCUUGGUCCUGCUCAUACAAUGGGGCACAUAGGAGGCACAUUCAUGCACAAGUCUAUUCCCGAGGCAGGGUGAAGCCACAACAAAGCCCUCUGCAGCUUUGGGACUGCAUUGGUGUGACAGAGGAAACGCACAGCAGACAGAAGCAUGGCACCGAAAAACCUACCUGGGCAUUCUUACUUUCUCCCAGGGCGUGGGGGCCUGAGAGAGUGAAAGGUUUCAAUGCAAGUUAUGAUUCAAGUAAAGGGGUGGAGCAUUGCUAUCUACAGCUGUGAUGGUCCUGGAAGUAUGUAAGAGACAAGGAUUUUCGUGCUAUCUUUUUGUUGAACCAACCAUGUAGACGGGGGGAGAAGUUAAACAAGCUUUCAGGCAUCAAGUGCCCCUAGUCAUGUGCCUUAACAAAGGCUCUUUAUGUCUGAAAGCCUGUCUAGCAUCUUUCCCAACUGCACAAUGGGUCCAAAAAGAUAUCACCAAAAAAACUUCACCUUGGACAAUUCAUUGAAAAAUAGUAAAUCUGGUUUUCCUGUGUGUGUUUUACCUCAGCAGAACUUGCUGUUCUGUUUUCUUUGGAAAGAACCAUCUUCACAAGCCUUGGGGCUCAGGGCACUGGUGGCAACCACAUGCUUUCCAGGGUACAUGGAAGAAAGAACCUUCUAAACUUUGGAGGAACUGAGCCAUCGUGCUAGCCCCCACUUCUGGAGUGCAAUGGUGCAGCUGGGAGAAAGGGGUUCAAUUUGCCACUUGGCUAUGAGUUUCCACACUGUAGGUAUUCUUAAGCUGGGGUCAAGAAAGGUUGCUAGAAAAGCUGCAGUCUGGUGUCGGAGCAACUGCUGAAUCUUACAUGCAUGAUGGAGCAGUGCCAAGGGGUAUUAUGUAUCUAGAUAAAUUGAAUAAAAGAAUUAGCACUGCUUUGCAAGA